Molecule: messenger RNA, 708 nt
Organism: Colletotrichum siamense
Lineage: Eukaryota; Fungi; Ascomycota; Sordariomycetes; Glomerellales; Glomerellaceae
Product: UPF0619 GPI-anchored membrane protein
Exons: 2
Coding region: 1-708 (235 amino acids)
Source: RefSeq, a predicted model, not a curated record
AUGUACUCCAAGACCGCUCUCGCUAUCACCUCCCUCCUGGCCGCCGCCGAGGCCAUUAAGGUCACCUCCCCCGCGAAGAACGCCGAGUGGGAUGUCUCCGAGACCAACGAGAUCAAGUGGGACUCUGUCAACACCGACCCCAAGUCUUUCGAGAUCGUCGUUGUCAACCAGUCUGCCUACCCCGAGACUUCCACCACCAUCGCCACUGUCCAGACCUCCGAUGGCAAGUACGACCUGAAGGACGCCAAGCUCAGCGCCGGCGACAAGUACCGCAUCAACUUCGUCUCCACCGACGCCCAGAACUCUGGCAUUCUGGCCCAGUCUGAGGAGUUCAGCCUCACCUCUGACUCUGACGACUCCUCUUCCGCCUCUGCUUCUGCUUCCGCCACUGCUUCUGGCUCCGCCAGCGCCUCCGGCUCUGCCUCUGCUACUGCCUCUGCCACUGGUGCGUCUUCCUCCGGCUCGGCCACUGGCUCUGCUUCCGUCACCAAGACCGCCUCUGCCUCUGGUCUGACCACCGUGACCACCGGCACUGCUACCGCCUCGGCCACCGGAACUGACGCUUCGGCUUCAGGCACCGCCUCCGGCACUGCUACCGGCUCUGCUGCCUCUGGCACCUCCACCUCUGCUCCCAGCAGCGCUUCCGCCGUCAAGUCCACCUUCGCCAUCUUCGGCUCCGUCGCCCUUGCCGCCUACAUGCUCUUCUAA